Molecule: messenger RNA, 1548 nt
Organism: Acanthocheilonema viteae
Lineage: Eukaryota; Metazoa; Nematoda; Chromadorea; Rhabditida; Onchocercidae
Source: the annotation of a GenBank genome assembly
AUGAUGUUCACAGUGACCGGUACAUUCUCGCCCUCAUCAUCAACAUCAUCAAUUCCACCUUCAACGGCUAAAUGUCGUGCGCAAAAAUUUGAAACAAUUGAUGAUGAUAAUGAUGAUAUUAUUGAUGGUACGAGGAAAGAAUUAAACAACAGUGAGACGUCAAAUUCAACAACUGUUCAAUCAAUUGAUAAAGGAACAACUUUAACUACAACUCAAACAUUAACCAAUAAAAAUUUAAAUGGAAAUAUUGAUGGGAACGGUAAAUCGGUACACGGAAUUGUUGCAUCACUGAUACGUGCAGCUGAGGAAACACGUUUUCAGGCACCUGAUAAACCGAAAUCAUUAAAUUUUAAUAAUAAAAAAAUUGAACAGAAACAAUCAUCAACAGCUGCUAUCAUUACUAUUAAUUCCGAACAACAACAACAACAACAACAACAACAACAGGAAACUGGUACUCAAACAAGUCCAUACUCAUUAUCCAGAUCAAGUUCAUUUGAUUGGAUCAACGAAUCAUCCAUUGACGAUCAGUACAGUGAGGAACUUAUGAUCACUUCAACCGAAUCACCCGGAACAUCCGAGGAUCCUCAAUAUUCCUCAUUAAACCAAACUGUGGAAUCUCAUACUACUGAUAAGAAAGUUCAAGGAAUGUUGCAACAUGAUGGUUUGAAUGAAAAAAGAAAAAUACAAUCAUCGGAAAAUAUUGACGAUAGUAUAGCAAUGUUAUUGGAAUAUGCUGAAGAUUUGGAUAUUAUACCAAAUCGAGAAUUGCAUUAUCCAAUUACCAAUGAAAAUUUUAUAAAAGUAGCAAACGAUAUGCGAGAUAGUGAAACAAUUUUGACACGUGAAAUUUCAUCUGAUAAUUCCAGAAAUCGGAUAUCAUCAACAAACAAUCAGAAUGAAUUUUUUCGUCGUUUUACAUCAUCAACGGAUAAUGCUAAUAGUACAGUUAGCUUAACUGGUAGUAAAACUAGCCAAUAUGGAUACAUUGGAAAAGGUUGUUCACAAGGAUCAAUGAAUGGUAGCAUAUAUGAUAAUGUGCCUCAUGGAAUAAAGCAUCCAUCAUUUUUAGUAGAUUCAACAUCAGUGUCGAGCAAAUUGAAUCAUGAUGCUAUAUUAUCGCAUAGUGCAAAAGUUAUGGAUAAUUCAUCGUCACCCAAUGAUAGCGCUAUAUCUCAGCGUGAUAUUAGUGUUAGCUCUGGUUUAGCUGAUAGCGAGAGUUCUCCGAUCACUCCCGGUGCUCCAACUUCCAUCCGAUUACAUCAUAAUCGAUAUCGGAAACAGCAAUCAAACACUGAUAAUAGAUCGCAAAUAACUCAGAUAAAGAUAGAUUCAUCAUUUAAUGAUACGAAUAGAAAUGGUAAAGAAAUUCGUUCACCGUUACCAUCUUCACCUCGUUUGGAUACGGAAAAGCGAACUUUAUCGAUGGUAUUAGCAUCUGAUUUAUUUACAUUCAGUACUGGACAUGUUCCGGAACGAGUGGAAAGCUGUGAAGAAUUAGACGUUGAUUUCACUGAACAGGUUUUUGUUGAUGAAAAUACUUUCAAAUGA